Kockovaella imperatae is the source of this 1854-nucleotide messenger RNA. RefSeq names its product putative Acetamidase. Gene Ontology annotation, biological process: fatty acid catabolic process. Gene Ontology annotation, molecular function: fatty acid amide hydrolase activity; amidase activity. Lineage: Eukaryota; Fungi; Basidiomycota; Tremellomycetes; Tremellales; Cuniculitremaceae. The transcript has 17 exons. The record is from RefSeq and is a predicted model, not a curated record. The coding region runs from base 89 to 1798 and encodes 569 amino acids.
CUGAAAUGCUCGUCCAGUUGACGAUCACACAUUGUAAUAUCGAUUGAACUUCCGCCGAAUCGGUCACUGAGUCAGUCCCUGGCGCGCUAUGACAGCCUCCGCUACCCUGCAGGCCAGCAAGAAGAAGCGCGAUGAGCGGGAACGAGCCGUGAAAGAGAUGGAAGACAAGUUGGGCGUGUUGGCGGAUCAUCCAGAGGAUGCAGACUACACUCAUACAAGACCGUUGGAUAUCGUCGCGAACCUCAAAUCACGGAAAGCAGGAUGGACAGUGGAGAGAAUUAUGAUCGCAUUCAUCCGGACGGCGUGUGAUGCUCACCGAAAGACGAAUUGUCUGACAGAAGUGAUGUUCCAUGAAGCCUUGGAAGCCGCCAAAUUGAAGGACAAGGAGCUGGAUGUAUCUCCUGACAAUAUCCAAGGCGACUUUUGGGGAUUGCCGUCCAGCUUCAAGGACACAUACAACAUCAUCGGUGUGGAUACGUCGCUUGGACUAUCCCAAUUCUGUGACCAGCCAACCGCCGAGACGAACGAUGAGGCUGGCCUGGUGAAAGUCUUCAGAAAAGCGGGUGGUAUUCCAUUUUGCAAAACGAAUGUCCCGCAAACACUUUUCGCGACCGAAUGUAGCAAUCCCAUCUUUGGGACUUCCACCAAUCCCCAUGACUCUCUGCGGACCCCAGGCGGAAGCUCUGGCGGCGAAGCAGCUCUCGUUGCGUUACACGGCACUCCUAUUGGUUGGGGAUCGGAUGUGGGCGGAUCACUCCGUGUCCCUUCACAUAAUGUCGGGAUUUGUGCUCUCAAGCCUGUGAGGGGUAGGUGGCCGCAUUCCGGAGGACGUCCUACUGUUCCGGGCAGCGACGGUGUCAAGGUAGUAGAGGGUCCUAUGGCUAGGACUGUCGACGAUCUCAUAUUCGCCUCGAGGACUGUUUUAAGCUUGAUACCCAAGAUGGAAGGCAGCUUUAAGGGCGAAUCGUUAAUCCCUCUACCUUGGCGAGAGACAGAGCAACCCAAACGGUUGAAGAUUGGAUAUUUCACAGGAUUUCCAGGACUAAAGACCAGUCCUGCUUGCUCUCGAGCUGUACGUGACACGGUGGAAAAGCUUCAAGCCGCAGGCCACGAGGCCGUAUCAUUUGAGCCACCACGUUUACUAGAUGCAUUCAAGAGCUUCGCCUCUAUGACCUCGUCCGACGGCUAUGGGACGUUGUUGGGCAAUCUCGGUCCUGACCCCAUGGAGCCCUCGCUACGUCUCGUCACCCUUGGAUCUAAAAUGCCAUGGCUCGUGCAUCAGCUGGCAGUUCAAAUUCUUCGAUGGGUCGUGCGCGAUACCCUUUUUGCCGACAUCUUCGCUGUGUCUCGCCCGAAGAGCGUGAAAGAGCUGUGGGCAGCUACGGCACUCCGUGACGAAUGCAACGCAGAGUUCUGCAGAGCGGCAUGGGAUCAUGAGGCAUUCGACGCAGUGAUAUGUCCUGUUCUAUCAGUGCCAGCCAUGGAGCACGGUCGCACCACACUUCUUUCACCAGUGGCUAUCGGAACCAUCGUAUUCAACAUCAUCGACUCGACUGUGGGUGUUCUCCCUGUGGCACGUGUGGAUCGAGAGCUCGACUCCACCCCACCAGACUUUUUGAAAGGCUCCGUAGGUUCUUGGAUCCUCGAACGCCGAAUGUACGAGGGCACGAAUCCGGCCUACAACGCCGAUAAGAUGCAUGGACUACCUAUCGGAGUGCAAGUUGUGGCCAAGCCUUGGCAGGAGGAGAAAGUGCUCAAGAUCAUGAAGGUUGUGGAGGAGGCUGUGAAGUUCAAAUGAUAUUUGACCCUGGCCAAUGCAAGGUCCGGACUCGCUCAUGCAUCCUCGAUGGACUU